UCUGUGUCUCUAUGGACUAUUCGGCAGUGGAGCCUGGGCGAUUCCGUGCAGAGGGUCUUUGAGGCAUUCAAUUUUUGGGACUGAAACAAACACAAAUGCUCCUCCCACAAAGUGCGGGGGCGGUGCCUGAGCAAUGCACCAAUCACAGCGAGCCCUGCCCUAUAUAAAGCCCUGAGGCCCCUUAGCACUUUACGUUGUUUGGAAGGUGAUACCAUCUAUUUAUUUGCACUGAUUAUGCUUGAAACGGCACCUGCGGCUUGAGCGGACUCAGUUCUAGUUUCCAUGGAGAAACCUCUUCCCGAGAAGCCGGUUGGCUUGACGGGUAUAAGUCGGAAAACCCCAAGCGCCUCGGUGUCCAAGUUGAUUACCGAGGCUCUUUUAGUCUCCCAGGAAAGAGGUGGCAUGUCCUUGGCUGCGCUAAAAAAAUCGCUAGCAGCCGCAGGUUACGAUGUGGAGAAGAACAAUAGCCGCAUCAAGUUGGGCCUCAAGAGCCUGGUUAGCAAGGGAAUCCUGGUGCAGACCAGGGGUACUGGUGCUUCGGGCUCUUUCAAGCUCAGCAAGAAGGCUGCUGUUCCUGAGCCCACCAAGGGAAAGGUCAAGAAGCCUGCUUCUACGAAGACCAAGAAGCUGGUCUUAGGCAGAGACUCAAAAUCUCCAAAGAAUGUUAAGCCUAACAGAAGAGUUAAGACACCGAAGGCUGCAGUAGCAGCUCAGAAAGCUGGUCGCGGCAGAAAGGCUAAAGAUGCCAAGAGCAAACAGCAACAGAAAAGCCCGACGGAGGCCGGAGCAGGGAAGCCCAAGGCUGGGAAUCCUAAAUUGACCCAGCAGAAAGCUAAUCCUGGGAGAGCAACCGCCAAGAAGUAAAGGUUCUGGAACAGCCAGUUUUCAUAGAAUCCAAAGGCUCUUUUAAGAGCCACCCAAAUGGUUUCUAAGAGAGAGUGACGCUGAGUUUUCAGUAAGGCUUCAAAGAGUGCUGGUCUACUUUUACAUCGCUU
This is a messenger RNA of Hippopotamus amphibius kiboko, 995 nucleotides long. It is a transcript of the gene H1-6, whose product is annotated as H1.6 linker histone, cluster member. The transcript has a single exon. Gene Ontology annotation, biological process: chromosome condensation; nucleosome assembly; negative regulation of DNA recombination. Gene Ontology annotation, molecular function: double-stranded DNA binding; nucleosomal DNA binding; structural constituent of chromatin. NCBI's taxonomy places the organism in Eukaryota, Metazoa, Chordata, Mammalia, Artiodactyla, Hippopotamidae. The record is from RefSeq and is a predicted model, not a curated record. Gene Ontology annotation, cellular component: nucleosome; nucleus.